Messenger RNA from Cynara cardunculus var. scolymus (artichoke), 2321 nucleotides. RefSeq names its product probable arabinosyltransferase ARAD2. The transcript is spliced from 5 exons. The coding region runs from base 346 to 1812 and encodes 488 amino acids. NCBI's taxonomy places the organism in Eukaryota, Viridiplantae, Streptophyta, Magnoliopsida, Asterales, Asteraceae. Gene Ontology annotation, molecular function: glycosyltransferase activity. The record is from RefSeq and is a predicted model, not a curated record.
UACCGGAGUUCCACUGACACUGUCUGCCGCCGUAUCUCGCGGACCUCUCCUCCUCCCUUCGACGGAGAUUAAGCAUUUAGGUUUCUUCGAUUGGAACGCGGAACAAAGCACGAAGUGAAGAACAAAGCCAGCAAGCGACGAACUACCAAAUUGAUUCUUGGAUUGGACAAAAGAACAAAGACACGAAGAGCAUCAGCGAAGAACAAAGUCACCGGUUACCAAAUUGAUUUGUUUGACGGUUCAUGGUUCACAGGAGUGAGUACUCUAAUACGAGCUGUUUUUGGCCAAAUAUGAGGGAAGUGUUUCUAGUAUGCAAAGGUGUGGCGGCUAAGAGCAAGUGAGACUAUGGCCCCCAAGUACAACAACAGCAGUAAAGCUUCUGCAUGCUCAAUUUCUACUUUGUUUCUCUCAAUCUCCGUGCUCUUUGCUCUUUUACUCUCUCUCUUCCUUCUAUCAUCUAAUCGCACAUCCAAAUUGGCAUCUUCUUCAUGUCUCAUCUCUACCGCUGCCAUCGACUUACCCAACAACAAGGCUAUCGGCAAUUCAAUCAAUGUAUACGUUUCAGAUCUACCUAGAUCACUCAACUAUGGUCUUUUAGAAAACUACUGGUCUCUAUCCCACGAUUCAAGACUGGGCAGUGAAGUAGACAAUCAAAUCAGAUUGACCCAUUCCUGGAAUAGUAAAAAUGUUCCCCGUUAUCCUGAGAGCCCAUUGAUCAAACAAUACAGUGCCGAGUACUGGAUCAUGGGUGAUCUGAUAACUCCACAAGAGUUAAGAAGUAACUCUUUUGCAAGGCGUGUUUUUUCUCCUGAACAGGCUGAUGUCAUUUUUGUGCCUUUCUUUGCGACAAUAAGUGCUGAAUUGCAGCUUGGUAUUGCCAAAGGGGCUUUCAGAAAGAAGGUGGGGAAUGAUGACUAUGCAAGACAGAAGGAGGUUUUGAGUUUUGUGAAAGGGACUGAGGCUUGGAAACGUUCUGGUGGUAGAGAUCAUGUCUUUGUUCUUACAGACCCUGUUGCAAUGUCGCAUGUUAGAGAUGAGAUCGCUCCUGCCAUUCUGCUUGUUGUUGACUUUGGUGGGUGGUACAGGGUUGACUCGAAAGCUUCUAAUGGCAACAUGUCUGAUAUGAUACAACAUACCCAGGUUUCGCUGCUAAAAGAUGUUGUAGUACCCUAUACAUAUUUGCUACCAAGAUUGCACCUAUCAGAAGACCAGAAACGCCAAACUCUUCUCUAUUUCAAAGGAGCUAAGCAUCGGCAUCGGGGUGGUUUGAUACGAGAAAAGUUAUGGGACUUGUUGAUCAAUGAACCUGGAGUUAUAAUGGAAGAAGGGUUCCCAAAUGCAACCGGAAAGGAACAAUCAAUAAAAGGAAUGAGAACUUCCGAAUUCUGUUUGCAUCCGGCAGGCGAUACUCCGACUUCAUGCCGUCUUUUCGAUGCCAUCCAAAGUCUCUGUAUUCCCGUCAUUGUUAGUGACAACAUCGAGCUCCCAUUUGAAGGCACAUUGGACUACACCAAAUUCUCUGUAUUCGUAGCCGUGAGCGAAGCGCUACGGCCAAAUUGGCUCAUGAACCAUCUCAGAAGCUAUACCGGUCUGCAGAAAGGCGAGUUUAGAGAAAACAUGGCUAAGGUUCAGACGUUUUUUGAAUACGAUAACGGCUAUCCGGGUGGUGUUGGCACGAUCCCAGUUGAUGGUGCAGUGAACCACAUAUGGCGAAAGGUUCACCAAAAGUUGCCGAUGAUUAAAGAGGCCGUAGUUCGAGAAAGACGAAAACCGCCUGGUGCAUCCGUCCCACGCCGUUGCCAUUGUACUUGAAUUAAAAUAUAUACAUAUAGAGCCGGUUCAAACGAGAAUUGUACCUAUUUAAAAGAAUAAGAAAACAGUCAAAUAACAUGUGAUUUUACACUAACAUCACGUACAAAAUCACAUGUGAUUCACAUGACUUUGGCCCAUGGCCUGAAGAUGUGGUCAAAGUCGCCCACAUCUUUUUUGUCUGUUAAUGUAAAAUCACAUGUGAUUUUACACGUAAUUUGACUGUUUUCAUAUCCUCUUAAAGUCAACAUUCUCGUUUGAUCCUCCUCUCUUUAUAUAUGGACGUGAGGUUCCAAGUUCAAACCUUGGCACUACACCUGCCUUGCAGUGAUUUUCUGUUCCCAUUAUGGCUGUGGGGUCGGUGUUCUGAGUAUGUUUCAGAAGAGGACGUCAUACCCUAUAAUAUCUAUUUGUUGGUCCGUGUACUCUAUUAAAUUUAUUUAGAGCGAACUACACCUGAAGGUCUCGGUGAUUUACUCAAAAUUUGGAUAUGGUUCUUUAGAUGUAUUAUU